Molecule: messenger RNA, 626 nt
Organism: Vigna umbellata (rice bean)
Lineage: Eukaryota; Viridiplantae; Streptophyta; Magnoliopsida; Fabales; Fabaceae
Source: RefSeq, a predicted model, not a curated record
UUAAAAUCACUAGCAUGUCAAGAAUGCAAAGUCGAAUCCUUUUUCCUUCAAGCACGUAUCAGCUUUAAGUAGCAUUGAUGUUUUCAAAGAUGUGGGACCAUCUGUUGUGAUGGCAAGUCCUGGUGGACUUCAGAGUGGGUUGUCACGGCAACUGUUUGAAAUGUGGUGCUCUGAUAAGAAAAAUGCUUGUGUUUUACCUGGGUAUGUUGUUGAAGGGACAUUGGCAAAAACCAUCAUCAAUGAACCCAAGGAAGUUACUCUCAUGAAUGGACUCACUGCACCACUUAACAUGCAGGUGCACUACAUUUCCUUUUCUGCUCACGCUGACUCUGCUCAAACAAGUGCAUUCUUAGAAGAGCUCAAUCCUCCUAACAUAAUUCUUGUUCAUGGGGAAGCUAAUGAGAUGGGCAGGCUCAAACAGAAGCUUAUCACUCAAUUUGCUGAUCGCAACACUAAAAUUCUUACUCCCAAAAACUGUCAAUCUGUUGAAAUGUAUUUCAAUUCCCAGAAAAUGGCAAAAACCAUAGGGAAGCUAGCUGAGAAAACACCGGAAGUUGGUGAAACCGUCAGUGGUUUGCUGGUAAAAAAAGGCUUCACAUACCUAUGGUGCAUAUAGAUGAGAAGAA